GAUCCCCUGUGCUCUCAGGACACGACACCCGACGAGCUGCUGGCUGCUGUGAUGACAGCUGUCCUCCAGGAUGUCAACCUCCGUCCUGAGGUCCUGGGAGACAUCUGUGUGGGGAACGUGCUGCAGCCUGGAGCUGGUGCCUUGAUUGCAAGAGUUGCACAGUUUCUGAGUGGUAUUCCAGAGACAGUUCCGUGCUCCAGUGUGAACCGGCAGUGCUCCUCAGGUCUACAGGCCAUUAUCAAUAUAGCUGGUGGCAUCCGAAAUGGAUCGUAUGACAUUGGCUUGGCCUGUGGUGUGGAAACAAUGUCCCUCAGAAGUGCAAAUAAUCCUGGUGAUAUCAGUUCCAGCAUGAUGGACAACAGCAAAGCUCGAGACUGCCUUAUUCCUAUGGGAAUAACCUCAGAAAAUGUGGCGGAGAAGUUUGGGGUUUCCCGGAAGAAGCAAGAUGCCUUUGCCUUGGCUUCCCAGCAGAAAGCAGCAAAAGCUCAGCAGAUGGGACUGUUUAAAACUGAGAUUGUUCCAGUGAAGACCACUGUUACGGAUAAUCAGGGCAACCAAAAAACAAUCACAGUGAACCAAGAUGAAGGGAUUAGGCCCUCCACGACCCUGGAAGGCUUGGCCAAGCUGAAACCUGCCUUCAAAGAGGACGGAAGCACUACAGCAGGUAAUGCCAGCCAGGUCAGCGAUGGAGCAGCUGCUGUUCUCCUGGCAAAACGCUCGAAGGCAGCUCAGCUGGGACUCCCAGUCCUGGGGGUGCUCCGGUCCUUCGCUGUGGUGGGGGUCCCACCUGAUGUGAUGGGCAUUGGGCCGGCUUAUGCCAUCCCUGUUGCUGUGGAAAAGGCAGGUCUGACUCUGAAUGACAUUGAUAUAUAUGAAAUUAAUGAAGCCUUUGCAAGCCAGGCUGUGUACUGUGUUGAAAAGCUGGGCAUUCCCAUGGAGAAGGUGAACCCCCUGGGAGGAGCGAUAGCACUGGGGCACCCCCUGGGCUGUACUGGUGCUCGCCAGGUCGUCACUUUGCUCAACGAGCUGAAGCGUAGAGGGAAGAGAGCCUAUGGAGUUGUGUCCAUGUGCAUUGGAACUGGCAUGGGUGCUGCAGCUGUGUUCGAGUACCCGGGAAAGUAACUCCAGUACUGACAGAACAACACAACAGCUCAUUCUCUGCCUUCCCUAGUGAUAGCAACUGAUUUGCACUGUGAAAUCAAGUGAGAUUCAUUACUAGAUUUACAAAUUUUAGGCAGAAAUUGUGAAGUAGAAUUAGUGGAACAGCUCUGCUAAGCAGGUGGGGACAUGCAAAACUAGCCCGUGGCUUCCAGACGUGAGAAAUUAGCUCAGCUGAAGUUCAACUACAGGCCCUGAUCUGCUGAUUAUGAAUUAAUAUUUUUAAAUUAAUUGAUCUCUUUAUUCUGUGAAUAUUAUCAAAGAGAAGUAGUUCACAGGACAGUAUUUUUGUAUGGCAAAUUGUCUAAAAGGGUCACUCAAAAUGAAAACAUCAGUGCACAUGAAAAGGCUUUUCCAGGUGGGUGGUUUGUUUUGGUUUUUUUUAAGAUUUAACCAUUUUUCAAGAAGUUUAAAACAGCUUGUUUUGAAGCAAAGACUUGAGAUUUCCUUUACAACUGUGUCUGUUGUAUGCAAGUCAUAAGCUGUGUGUGUCUGACAAUGUCCCUACAGUGGAGGAUGUGCUGUAGCUUGCUGCUGUUGGAGUUGCUCUGAAGCCUCCAGUGGGGGAAAGUGGAAGGACUGGAAUGUGAUCUCCAAGGAAGUGCCUGAAUAGAAAGGUCCUGUUGGAUUGCUAGAAGCCAGAAAUUUGGAAGUGGCCAUUCCAUCUUUUACAGCACAUGUCUAAUUAUCUGUUUGCAUGACUCUAUGGAUAAGCUUGUGCCCAAUCUUAUUUACUUACCUAACAUAAAGCAAAGUUCAGCAUUACACUUACUGCAAGCACCACAUGAACAUCAGUGACAGCUCAGUCCUUCAGCACUAACACAAAUGUGUGUUAGAUCUUGUGUCUUCUGUCAUCCCUUAUCUGUUCUCUCUGAUCUGAACAGGAAGAUCACUGAAGCUCAGAGUUAAUGGCUUGAAAAAGAAAUGUACUCAUUGACUUUGAUGUGUUAGAAAUGUUUAAGUUUGUAACAAACAGAAGUUCUUUGUCCUGACUCUUGUUUUUGCACUUAAUAAUACAAUUGGGUUCUUGCAAUACAUUUGUUUCCUUUUUAUGAUGGUUGUUAGUUGAAGGUCAUGAUGAGUUAGAGCUGUUUGAUAUCUCACAUUCCCAUGCUGUAGCCUCUCUCACUCAGCAAUCAGGCUGUAUUUUAGAGCCAAAAGAUGGAAUUAUUUAGAGGGGUUAAAGAGGCGUUAGCAUCCUCAAGAGUCUUUUCACACUGAGGUUCCUGUGUAUAACCUGAGUUGCUCUGUAUGAGCUGUCAUGCAUUUUCUGUUCUUCUCCUGUGUGGAUCCCUGCCCCUUCCCACACACACUGCCUUUGACAAAAACCUUUUAUGUGAGGGGAGUGGAAAACUUUAACAGGCUCAGAAGUGGGAAUUUCAGUGACCUUUAGCUAAAAUAAUACUAAAAACACUUAAAAAGAAGUGAGUAAAUGGGAACCAUGUGGGGGGAAAGAAUGAAGAGGAAUAAGGGUUCCUCCCUCUGUUGCUGUAGGGGAUGUUCUCAAGACCCAAGCAUGAUGAAACAGGCAGGUUGGUAAUUUUCCAAGGAGUCCAGGGAAAGCUGGCUCUUCUCCUUUUCAUGUAAGGCAUCGAGAAAAGAACCUGGGGAAUGCUGGCCUAUUCACCAGUUCUUGCUUUUAUUAUGUGUCAAUGUCCAUUUUAAUGUCAAACAAAUAAACGAGGCAAAGCAAAAGCUACUUUAAGCUAGGAACAGUCUUUAGCUGUAAUUUGAGGUGUGCUGGGCCAUGCAAAGGGCUUUGACCAGACUUACACAGCUGCUUUGCAACUUAAAACCUUGUUCUGUGGCUAAUGCUAAGCUUAUCACAGCAAUAAAAGCAACAGCAUAGGAUGAAUUUAUGACUGGUACCAUGAGAAUUUUUUUCUUCCUAACUUAAAUUUUCAUUCUGCUAAAAUUCCAGUCCCUAUUAAAAGAACAAAAGUAGACGAAAAUACAGGCUCAGCUGCAUUCAGCCUGUUACCUUGACCUUUGUUCCACACUGUCUUGUUUAAAGGUCGUCAUCAUUCCUCUUGUGCAUUCCUCGUCCUCUGAUGUGCAGCUUGCAAGGCUUCUCUCCCAGCACUCCAGCAAUGGUCACAAGAGCUUCAUAGUCAGUGUUGCUCCUAAAGCACACAGCAAAAAGACAGUUCAGCUACAGCAACAUGCAGUUCUGUGUGGAGGAGAAAGGGGAGAAUGGUGUCCUAAGAGUGCUCCAAGUCACAAUCACAGGUUCUUAACAUUAGUGUCAAGUCCAGGUGACAGUCUUACUUCCCAGGGCCGUGCCCCACAGGUACAUACAGGGUGUUGGAAAAGAAUGGUUGAGUCUGUGCCUGAAGACAUUUGAUUAUUAACCUCAUGUCUGUAAGAAGAGUAUCUUUCUACUUGUAAAAUUGUAUUUAAAUAAAUGAAACAAAGCUCUGCUGAGAGCAAACACCUGCA
Messenger RNA from Manacus vitellinus (golden-collared manakin), 3597 nucleotides. RefSeq names its product acetyl-CoA acyltransferase 1 (gene ACAA1). Lineage: Eukaryota; Metazoa; Chordata; Aves; Passeriformes; Pipridae. Bases 52 to 1122 code for a protein of 356 amino acids. Gene Ontology annotation, biological process: fatty acid beta-oxidation; phenylacetate catabolic process. The transcript is spliced from 11 exons. The record is from RefSeq and is a predicted model, not a curated record. Gene Ontology annotation, molecular function: acetyl-CoA C-acyltransferase activity. Gene Ontology annotation, cellular component: peroxisome.